AUGCGUUACGUUCUCGUCUCAGGCGGUGUCAUCUCGGGAGUGGGCAAGGGCAUCAUCGCCUCUUCCACGGGUCUGCUCCUCAAGACCCUGGGAUUGCGUGUAACUAGCAUCAAGAUCGACCCGUACCUGUCGGUCGAUGCUGGUCUUAUGGCCCCCGCCGAACACGGCGAAUGCUUUGUGUUGCAAGAUGGCAUGGAGGUAGAUCUUGACCUGGGCAACUACGAGCGCUACCUCGCCAUCCGCCUGACGGGCGAGCACAACAUCACCACCGGCAAGGUGUACAGGCACGUCAUCGACAAGGAGCGCCGCGGCGACUACCUCGGAAAGACGGUGCAGGUCGUCCCCCACGUCACCGAUGCCAUCCAGGACUGGAUCGAGCGCGUGGCCAAGAUUCCCACAGAUGACUCCGGCGAAGAGCCUGACGUCUGCAUUAUCGAGCUUGGAGGCACCGUUGGUGAUAUUGAGAGCAUGCCCUACGUCGAGGCAUUGACCCAAUUGCGCCACAGAGCAGGAAGCGGCAACUUCAUUCAGAUCCAUGUCUCCUACGUCCCAACCAUUCAUGGCGAGCAGAAGACGAAGCCCACACAGCAUGCCGUGAAGACGGUCCGCAGUUACGGUCUUGUCCCUGACAUGAUUGCCUGCCGUUGCGAGCAGCCUCUCGAGGAGGCCACGGUCAAGAAGAUUGCCCUCCUCUGCCAGGUCGACGUGCCCCAGGUCCUCGUCGUUCGUGACAUGCCCACCAUCUACCAGGUUCCCCUCCUUUUGGAGGAGCAGAACCUCAUCCCCUUCUUGCGCAAGGCCGUCAAUCUCGACGCCCUGCACAUCCCCCAGUCCCGCAUUGCCGAGGGUGAGGCGCUCUGGAAGACGUGGGCGUCCGUCGUCAGCCGCCCGUCCGACGGUGAGAUCAACAUCGCCCUCGUCGGCAAGUACGUCAAGUCGCAAGACGCCUACUUGUCCGUCGUCAAGGCUUUGGAGCACUCGGCCAUGCACCUGCGCAAGAAGCUCAACAUCUGCUGGGUGGAUGCCGAGCACCUCGAGCCCCAGGCCAAGUCCCAGGACCAGGCCCAGUACCACAAGGCGUGGCACGAUGUGUGCACCGCCUCGGGUAUCAUCGUCCCCGGUGGUUUCGGCACCAGAGGUACCGAGGGCAUGAUGAAGGUUUCUAAGUGGGCGCGCGAGAACGGCACCCCCUUCCUCGGUGUCUGCCUCGGUUUCCAAACCGCCAUCAUCCAGUACGCCCGUGACUUCCUCAACAUCGUCAACGCCACCUCGGAGGAGUUCGACGCCUCGGCUGAGAACAAGGUUGUCAUCUACAUGCCCGAGAUCAGCCGCGACAAGCUAGGCGGUACCAUGCGGCUGGGUUUGCGCCCGACUGAGUUCCAGCCCGGCAGCGAGUGGUCCAAACUGCGCUCGCUGUACGGCGAGGCCGAUUCCGUCGAGGAAAGACACCGCCACCGUUACGAGGCCAACCCGGCCUACGUCGAGAAGCUGACCGAGGCUGGCCUCAACUUUGUCGGCAAGGACGAGACCGGUGAGCGCAUGGAGAUCUUUGAGAUCAAGGACCACCCGUACUUUGUCGGUACUCAGUUCCACGCCGAGUACCAGUCCAAGGUCCUCAACCCGAGCAGACCCUACCUCGGCUUCAUUGCCGCCAGCGCUGGAUGCCUUGACCAGGUCAUCAAGGAGCAGCUCGCGGCCGCCAAGCUGGCCAACGGCACCAACCACGUCGUCUAA
Molecule: messenger RNA, 1734 nt
Organism: Colletotrichum higginsianum IMI 349063
Lineage: Eukaryota; Fungi; Ascomycota; Sordariomycetes; Glomerellales; Glomerellaceae
Product: CTP synthase
Exons: 12
Coding region: 1-1734 (577 amino acids)
Biological process (GO): pyrimidine nucleobase biosynthetic process; CTP biosynthetic process
Cellular component (GO): cytoophidium; cytoplasm
Molecular function (GO): CTP synthase activity; identical protein binding
Source: RefSeq, a predicted model, not a curated record